CCUUAGUAUUGGCUGACUUCACGGACAUGUCUACGAUCAUACCGGCCGAAAUGACGCAAGUCACCGCCACGGACGUUCCGAGGCUGCCACGUGACUGCGCUGAGAUUCAGACUGGUGGACCAUCCCAUCUCAGUGGGGUGUACCCCAUCUAUCCCGAUGGAGUUAGUGAUGAACCUCUCUUCGUUUACUGUGAUAUGGAAACGGACGGAGGUCGCUGGACGGUCUUCCAGCGUAGACAAGAUGGUUCCGUUGACUUCUAUCUUUACUGGUCCGAUUACAAAUACGGUUUUGGAAACGUUUCCUCCGAGCACUGGCUCGGUAACGACAACAUCCACCGUCUUUCCCGUAAUAAGACCUACGAGCUACGGAUCGACCUCGAAGACUUCGAUGGACAAACGCGCUAUGCCACCUACAGCAAUUUCAGUAUUGCGGACGAGGUCGCAAAGUACAUCCUGGCCCUUGACAAGUACUCCGGAGACGCAGGUGACAGUAUGUCGUUUCAUGCAGGUUAUUCGUUCAGUACACGGGACCGCGAUCAUGAUGAUGCAGCGGGACACUGCGCCGGUUAUUACAAAGGAGGCUGGUGGUACAAUAAAUGCCAUCGUGCUAACCUCAACGGCCUAUACCUGAACGGUCCAACCACACAGGAGGAGAAAGCCAAGGGUGUGGUAUGGGAUGUAUGGCUCGGUCAUUUAUACUCCCUCAAGAAGACGGAGAUGAAGCUUCGACCGACGUAAAUAACAAACGACUGUCAUAAGAAAGUGCUGGUUUACCACGGGGUUUCGUAAGCACACUUAAGACCAUCGCACUUUAUGUUUCGUAUCUUAUCACACAUAGCUUCUAAGCAUUUUUCUCCUUUAAUAAAGACACAAAUUACAACACCCUCAAAACACUGUUACUCAUUUUGGUAUCGGUUUAACAUAAGGGGGUUAUGCAGUGUUGCUGUAAUAAGUGUUAAAAAAUUUCGAGGGUUAUUCGGGGAAUAAGCACUGUAAUGUUUCUUACGGCUUUUUGAAAGAAGGAAACCUCAAAUUAGAAUAUUUGCUAAAUGUUGUCUGGCAAGAUUUAAUUAUUUUCUACAAGAGUUUUAACAAAAAAGAUGCAGUGAAUUAUAUCCAUGUAAAUAUAUUGU
Molecule: messenger RNA, 1132 nt
Organism: Strongylocentrotus purpuratus (purple sea urchin)
Lineage: Eukaryota; Metazoa; Echinodermata; Echinoidea; Camarodonta; Strongylocentrotidae
Product: ryncolin-1-like
Exons: 4
Coding region: 27-737 (236 amino acids)
Source: RefSeq, a predicted model, not a curated record